UUUCCUACAAUAGCUUCAUCACAAAACAAAAUUUUGAAUUAAAAACAUAGAAGAAAAAUUAGAAAAUGAUCAAAGGGCUCUUGUUGGUUUUGUUCUUUCUAGUCAUUGCAAAGACUUCGGUUUCUCGUCCGUUCGCAUGGUCUAGGGGUAACAUGCCAGGCCAAAACUACCCAGGCGAAAGUGGAUCAGGUCGUGGGCCCAAUUGGGAGUACAACUGGGGUUGGGGCUCUGCUCCAGGUUCUGGAUGGGGUUAUGGGUCGGGUUCGGGUAGAUCACCAACAGGGUGGGGAAGAGGAUCUGGAUACGGGUAUGGAUCCGGAUCCGGGUCAGGUAGCGGAUAUGGAUAUGGUUCUGGAGGUGGUGGAGCACGUGGUGGUGGGUAUGGUUACGGAAGCGGAAAUGGCCGUUCUGGUGGUGGCGGCAGCGGUGGUGGUUCCAACGGUGAAGUUGCCUCUUNAACCAACUUGUCAUAG
Molecule: messenger RNA, 473 nt
Organism: Camelina sativa (false flax)
Lineage: Eukaryota; Viridiplantae; Streptophyta; Magnoliopsida; Brassicales; Brassicaceae
Source: RefSeq, a predicted model, not a curated record